This is a messenger RNA of Pseudocercospora fijiensis CIRAD86, 1620 nucleotides long. RefSeq names its product diacylglycerol kinase. NCBI's taxonomy places the organism in Eukaryota, Fungi, Ascomycota, Dothideomycetes, Mycosphaerellales, Mycosphaerellaceae. Gene Ontology annotation, biological process: sphingosine biosynthetic process. Gene Ontology annotation, cellular component: intracellular membrane-bounded organelle; cytoplasm; membrane. The transcript has a single exon. The record is from RefSeq and is a predicted model, not a curated record. The coding region runs from base 1 to 1620 and encodes 539 amino acids.
AUGCCCAAGACCGCAUCUCCCGCGCCGUCUGGCCACAAUCCCUUUGAUGACCCAGCUGGCUCUGAGGCAUCGCUGGAAUCCAAUAACGUACUCACAGUUGACCGCAACGCAACGCUCACCCUGGGAACCGAUUCGCUGAUUCUGCUGGAUGAUGGGUUGAGACAUCGGAGAAAAUUCUGUGGACUACUGCCAUCAUUAUCCAAGACGACUCGCGCCAUACCAUUUCACAGCAUUCUUUGGGCUGGACUCAGUGACUUCGAAGUAACCGUACAUUACGUGCAGCCAGUUGGGAGGAAGAGCAAGGCGUGCAAAGUGUCGUAUAUUCACUACACGAUCACGGACAAGACCUUACAUUCCCACGCGAAGCAAUGGGUGGAACAGCUCUUGAAUCGAGCGUAUCCGCCGAACACGCGCAGGAAGAAGAGGAUAAAGGUGCUGGUGAAUCCGUUUGGUGGGCAGGGAUACGCGCAGAAGAUAUGGACGAGAGAUGUGGAACCUAUAUUAGCUGCAGCGCAGUGUGAGAUUGACGUGGAAAGGACGGCAUACAGAGGACACGCUGUAGAGAUUGCGGAAAAAUUGGACAUUGAUGCAUUUGACGUUGUAGCAUGUGCUUCUGGGGACGGUCUGCCUCAUGAGGUAUUCAAUGGACUGGCCAAGCGACCAGAUGCGAGACGAGCACUUCGCAAGAUCGCUCUCUGCCAGAUCCCUUGCGGGAGCGGUAACGCGAUGAGCUUGAAUUGCAAUGGCACGGACUCAGCUUCGCUAGCUGCUGUGGAGAUUGUGAAAGGCAUCCGAACACCCCUAGAUUUGGUCGCAAUAACUCAAGGAGACAGGAGAAUGUGGUCCUUCCUCUCUCAAGCCGUAGGCAUCAUCGCCGAAACAGACCUGGGCACAGAAUCUCUCCGCUGGAUGGGCUCAUUCCGCUUCACAUGGGGCCUCCUGGUCAGGAUGCUGGGCAAAACCAUCUACCCGGCCGAAAUUUCAGUCGUCACAGAAACCGACGACAAACGCGCAGUACGAGAACUCUACCGCAGGGCAGCCGAAGAACACGAAGCAGCAAAUUCCAAGAACCUUCACACCGAUGAGGAAGAAGACGAACACCCAGACCCCUCAGACCAACAACUCCCAACCCUAAAAUACGGCACAAUCCUCGACCGCCUCCACCCAGACUUCCUCACAACCGACCACCCAAACCUAGGAAACUUCUACGCAGGAAACAUGUGCUACAUGUCCCCCGACGCCCCAUUCUUCGCCGCCGCCUUGCCCUCCGACGGUCGUCUGGACUUAGUCAACAUUCCCGGAGACAUAAGUCGGCUAUCGGCCCUACAAAUGCUCGUAAAAGUAGAAAAUGGAACCCUCAUAGACUUCCCUCAAGUCCAGUAUUCCAAAAUUCUGGCUUUUCGAAUCAAACCACGAAAAGCUGCUCCAGAAGCGGGACGCAGGUUGAGGGCGAGGUUUAGGCAGUGGUUGGGAGGGACGGCAGGGCAGACGGAGGGUUUGAUUGCGAUUGAUGGGGAGAGAAUACCGUUUGAACCGUUCCAGGCAGAGGUGGUGCCUCGAUUGGGAACUGUUUUGAGUAAAGAUGGGAAAUAUGAGUUUGCGGGACCGAAGGCUCCGUAG